ACACACACGCACACACAUUUUUUCCUGGCUUCGGACCUCAGACUGCUGCAGCCUGAACCUUUACAGGGCUCAGCUCUUUGGAGCUGCCCAUUCCUCCGGCUCCGAGAAAGGACGCGCGCCCUGCGUAGGGCGAAGAAGAGAAGCAAAACUUGUCGGAAGGGUUUCGGCGUCAACCUCCUUCCUGCAAACCUAAACCUCCUGCCGGGGCCAUCCCGAGACCGAGGAAAGUUCCUGCGGAGCCGACCAUCCCUAGUGGAUCUGGAGCUGGCAGCGGAGCAGACUGUGGAAUUAGGUCUGUUUUGAACCCAGUGGAGCGCAUCGAGGGGGCUCGGAAGUCACCGUCUGCGGGCACCCAGGUGGCUUGUUCAGUGUCGGGUGAGGGCUGCGAGGGUGGCAAGUUGCAAAGAAAACCCCCGAGGUCCGGAGAGGGCUGCGCUCCUGCUGGCUCUCGGGUCUUCCCCUCCUCUGCUCCCUGCUGUGAAAUCCCAGCGAAAUUUACAAAGGCCUUUGGGUCCAGCGGAGACCGACCCGCAGCGCUUGACCCGGUCGCCCCUAUCGCUUCGGGAGCCCCCGAGCACCGGCGAAGGACUGGCGGGCGGGGUAGGGAGGUGGCGGCGGCGGCAUGGCGAGGUUCCCGAGGGCCGACCUGGCCGCUGCAGGAGUUGUGCUACUUUGCUACUUCGUCCUGGACCAGUUUCAGUUCGCCGAAGGGAAGCCCGGAGACCAAAUCCAUGAUUGGCAGUAUGGAGUUGCUCAGGCCUUCCCUCACACAGAGGAGGAGGUGGAAGUCAAUUCACACACAUACAGCCACAGGUGGAAAAGAAGCUUGGACUUUCUCAAGGCGGUAGACACGAACCGAGCAAGCGUCGGCCAAGACUCUCCUGAGCCCAGAAGCUUCACAGACCUGCUGUUAGACGAUGAGCAGGACAAUAACACCCAGAUUGAGGAGGAUACAGACCACAAUUACUAUAUAUCUCGGAUAUAUGGUCCAUCUGAUUCUGCCAGCCGGGAUCUGUGGGUGAAUAUAGACCAAAUGGAAAAAGAUAAAGUGAAGAUUCAUGGAAUAUUGUCCAAUACUCAUCGGCAAGCGGCGAGAGUGAAUCUGUCCUUCGAUUUUCCAUUUUAUGGCCACUUCCUACGUGAAAUCACUGUGGCAACCGGGGGUUUCAUAUACACUGGAGAAGUUGUACAUCGGAUGCUAACAGCUACACAGUACAUAGCACCUUUAAUGGCAAAUUUCGAUCCCAGUGUAUCCAGAAAUUCAACUGUCAGAUAUUUUGAUAAUGGCACAGCACUUGUGGUCCAGUGGGACCAUGUACAUCUCCAGGAUAAUUAUAACCUGGGAAGCUUCACGUUCCAGGCAACCCUGCUCAUGGAUGGACGCAUAAUCUUCGGAUACAAAGAAAUUCCUGUCUUGGUCACACAGAUAAGUUCAACCAAUCAUCCAGUGAAAGUCGGACUUUCUGAUGCAUUUGUCGUUGUUCACAGGAUCCAACAAAUUCCCAAUGUUCGGAGAAGAACAAUUUAUGAAUACCACCGAGUGGAGCUACAAAUGUCAAAAAUUACCAACAUUUCGGCUGUGGAGAUGACCCCAUUACCUACAUGCCUCCAGUUUAACAGAUGUGGCCCCUGUGUGUCUUCUCAGAUUGGCUUCAACUGCAGUUGGUGUAGUAAACUUCAAAGAUGUUCCAGUGGAUUUGAUCGUCAUCGGCAGGACUGGGUGGACAGUGGAUGCCCUGAAGAGUCAAAGGAGAAGAUGUGUGAGAAUACAGAACCAGCGGAAACUUCUUCUCCAACCACCACAACCAUACGAGCAACAACCACCCAGUUCAGGGUCUUAACCACCACCAGAAGAGCAGUGACUUCCCAGCUCCCCACCAGCCUCCCAACAGAAGAUGAUACCAAGAUAGCACUACAUCUAAAAGAUAAUGGAGCUUCUACAGAUGACAGUGCAGCUGAGAAGAAAGGGGGAAGCCUCCACGCUGGCCUCAUCGUUGGAAUUCUCAUCCUGGUCCUCAUUAUAGCCACAGCCAUCCUUGUGACAGUCUAUAUGUAUCACCAUCCAACCUCAGCAGCCAGCAUCUUUUUUAUUGAGAGACGCCCAAGCAGAUGGCCUGCAAUGAAGUUUAGAAGAGGUUCUGGACAUCCUGCCUAUGCUGAAGUUGAACCAGUUGGAGAGAAAGAAGGUUUUAUUGUAUCAGAGCAGUGCUAAAAUUUCUAGGACAGAACAGCACCAGUACUGGUUUACAGGUGUUAAGACUAAUAUUUUGCCUAUACCUUUAAGACAAACAAACAAACACACAUACACAAACAAGCUCUAAGCUGCUGUAGCCUGAAGAAGACAAGAUUUCUGGACAAGCCCAGCCCAGGAAGGGUAAACAAAAAACUAAAACUUAUACAAGAUACCAUUUACACUGAACAUAGAAUUCCCUAGUGGAAUGUCAUCUAUAGUUCACUCAGAACAUCUGUGGACUUACCUGAAGUAUGACAAGAUUAUAAUGCUUUUGGCUUAGGUGCAGGGUUGCAAAGGGAUCAGGAAAAAAAUCAUAAUAAAGCUUUAGUUCAUGAGGGAUCGACACUUUUGAUUCAGAUGUUCUCUGAUGUCUCAAAGAUAACUGUUUUCCAAAGCCUGAACCUUUUCACACAAAAGAGCAGUGAUGAAUGUUUGAAGAUUGCUAAGAAAAACAGCUCGUGCAGGAGUGAAAACAAACACAAAUAAGAGAUUUUCUAUAUUUUCAAAA
Sapajus apella (tufted capuchin) is the source of this 2741-nucleotide messenger RNA. RefSeq names its product plexin domain containing 2 (gene PLXDC2). Lineage: Eukaryota; Metazoa; Chordata; Mammalia; Primates; Cebidae. The coding region runs from base 623 to 2212 and encodes 529 amino acids. The transcript has 14 exons. The record is from RefSeq and is a predicted model, not a curated record.